Messenger RNA from Paramuricea clavata, 889 nucleotides. NCBI's taxonomy places the organism in Eukaryota, Metazoa, Cnidaria, Anthozoa, Malacalcyonacea, Plexauridae. The record is from the annotation of a GenBank genome assembly.
AUGGCGAGAACAGCUGAAGCGUCAAAGGAACAGAUUAAAGUCAUGAAUGCUAGGGUGCAGUUGAGUGAAGCAAAUCAGUCGGUAAAUGUUCUUCGAUAUGGCGCUAAUCAAGGAAAAGAGCAGAUAGGUAGCCACCGUGAAAAAACAAAGGCCGAAAAGUGUGGAUUUUGUGGUAUGGUUCACACAUUAAGAUAUUGUCCAGCAUUUGGCAAAACAUGCAACUAUUGUAAGAAGACAGGACAUUUUGAGCGUGUGUGUCAAGUGAAGCAACAACAAUGUGACUCUAGACCGAGAGAAGUGAACAUUUUAGAGGAAUUCGAUGAUGGCGAAGUUAGCGAUGAUGAUUUAUUGACAUUUUCAGUAGAAUCAAAUAACGAAGGCGGCUCAAAGAAUGACUGGCAUGUCCAGCUUAAGUUUGGAAAAACGGAUUUGAAUUCAAAUCAGAUACAGGGGCUGAUUGUAAUGUGAUGUUGCAAUCAUCGUUUGAGCAAUUGUCAUUAACAAAUACAAGAAUUUUCAAAAAUGAAAGCAAGUUGAAGAUGUUGGAUGGCUGUAAGAUAACUCCGAAAGGAAAAGUCAGCUUAGAGUGCGAGUAUAAAGGCAAAUUACCGUGUUAGACUUUGUACUAGUUGAACAAGAUCUAUCAUCGAUUUUAGGAUUAAAAUCCUGUCUAGAACUCGGGUUGGUAAAUCGAGUUUAUAGCUUGGAAGUGGACUCACCGAAGAUCGAAACAGAAUUCAGUGACGUUUUCGAAGGUCUGGGAGGGAUUAAAGAUGUUCAGUACCAGAUUAAGAUUGAUCCGGUGUCCAUUCCAGUGGUGCAUCCUCCUCAAAGAGUUCCUAUGGCACUUCGAAAGCCACUAGAAGAAGAGUUGCGUCGAAUGGAGUAG